GGACAGGGCUGUUAAAAUUCAGUCAGAGUCGGGAGUGCUGACUGAAACUUCUUGAAAACAGCACAGACACUCAAGUAAUUUUAAACCUAGAUUUUACUCUCAUGUGUUUCCCAAUCUUCCACGCGUGGUUGACGCUAUUGUUUUUCCGGCUAUGCGCAGUGACCCUGCGCAGCAGACCUCCCCUGGUCUAUUGUGCGUCACGCACGGCACGCACAGCUUCACUCCUCUCUGCAGCACCGCAGCUCACGCAACGCGACGAGACCAGCUUGGAAAAAACAAAUCUUGUCUCUUCACUCUCCUCCUCCCACGUGUCAGACAUGUCCACCAAGGUUGCCGUGGUGACAGGCAGUAACAAGGGCAUCGGCCUGUCCAUCGUGCGAGCGCUCUGCAAGCAGUACCAGGGAGAUGUUUACCUCACUGCCAGAGACACUGGCCGCGGUCAGGAAGCCGUCGAGUCUCUGUCCUCCGAGGGACUGAAGGCCAUGUUUCACCAGCUGGACAUCAACGACCUGAACAGCAUCACCACCGCUGCUGCUUUCUUUAAAGACAAGUACGGAGGAGUGGACGUGCUCAUCAAUAACGCUGGGAUAGCGUUCAAAGGAGGUGACGAUGACAUCAUGUCAACUCUCCCUCCCUCUCUCUGUCUGUCUCUUUCCUCAGGGGCAGACACGACUGCAUUUGCCAUCCAGGCAGAGGUGACCCUCAAGACCAACUUCUUCGCCACCAGAGACAUGUUGACUCACUUCCUGCCGAUCGUCAAAGCCGGAGGCCGCGUGGUGAACGUUUCCAGCUUCGUCGGCGCCCGCACUUUAAACCAGUGCAGCCCGGACCACCAGCAGCGAUUCCGCAGUGAGGACAUCACAGAAGAGGAGCUGGUGGGAAUGAUGCAGCAGUUCGUCGAUGAAGCCAAGAGGGGCGAGCACAAGAAGGGCGGCUGGCCCGAUACUGCGUAUGGAAUGUCCAAGACUGGACUGACGACCCUGUCUAUGAUCCACGCUCGUCAGCUAUCCAAGGAGAGACCGAAUGACGGGAUCUUGCUGAACGCCUGCUGUCCAGGCUGGGUGCGCACAGACAUGGCCGGUCCAAAAGCCCCCAAGUCACCAGACGAGGGCGCUAUCACUCCGGUCUACCUGGCACUGCUGCCACCCGGAGCCACAGAGCCUCACGGAAAGUUUGUCUCUGAUAAAGAAGUUCAGCCGUGGUGAAAGGGUUCAAGCCUGUGUGUGGGUCUGCAUGUGUGAGUCAGUAACCGGCCAAAAAAAAACGUCCAUACGAAUCAGUAUUUCUUUUCAAAGAGAAAGAUUUCCAAAUAAAAAUGACUAAUACAACAUUUUAUAUUAAGGUAGCACACACUAACGACAUAAAACACGAGUUUAUAACUCAACGGUUCAUGACGGCAUUUUUUGUUUUUGUUGAACUUGUUUUUAUUUUUCAUAGUUUAGCACUUAAACCAGGUGGUGAUAGACAUAAAACCAAAAUUACUCAUAUUAAUCCAGGGAACACUGACAUGAUAAUUGUGUGUAUGUGCGUGUCUGCUGUCUUAUAUUAAACGGUAAUUGCGUAUAAAUGUGCAUAAGGUUUCUCACUAAUGUUUUUGAUAACACUUUGCCUUUGCUAGUAAAAAAAUUAUAUAUUUUUUACAUUGGAAAAAGUAAAACUGGCCUUAAUUGAAAGCUUAAAUGUUGUAAAAUCAAAGAAAAUAAAAUGCUGUUCUUGUUACAUUGUUACAUUGUACAUUGUACAUUGUUACAUGUUACAUUUCAUGUCAAAAACAAUAAAUGAACUUAAGAAUCUAAAUUUGAA
Messenger RNA from Larimichthys crocea (large yellow croaker), 1803 nucleotides. RefSeq names its product carbonyl reductase 1 (gene cbr1). The transcript is spliced from 10 exons. Gene Ontology annotation, molecular function: carbonyl reductase (NADPH) activity. Bases 102 to 1205 code for a protein of 367 amino acids. NCBI's taxonomy places the organism in Eukaryota, Metazoa, Chordata, Actinopteri, Sciaenidae. The record is from RefSeq and is a predicted model, not a curated record.